UUGCAAUUCAAAAUCCUCUCAAUGGUUUAUCAAAUGAAUCUCUAUGACCAUGCUGUCUGCCGGCAGUGCAGAGACAGAAAAAUCCGCUGCAGCCGGGAGCGCCCACAGUGUCUCAAUUGUGCCCGACAAGGAUAUCAAUGUGAAUGGUCUGGAAAGGGGAAAAAACCCAAUCAGACAAAGCUACUGUAAGCCAUUCGCUCAAGAGCCGCAUACGAUAGUGGUGGUAUCAAGGCCUGUUACCGGGCAGACUCCUCAAUGGUUUCUAGGUCAAAGCAGAUUACCGACCUACGCAAUCGAAUUGAAACACUGGAAAGUCUGGUAGCGACAAUACAUGGCUCCUUGCAGCAGUCUUCUCUGCCCGUUGAAAAACAGGCCCUCCCUGGUAGCGAUAAUUUCCCUACGCCCUCCAUCUCUCAAAGUGCGAAGGCGAACGGAUAUGAUAACGAUAUACUUGCGGAGAAACACAUGAAGUGGAAUAUUGAAGCAGCCCCACUAGAACGGAGCAGAGCAGAAUCUGGAUAUUGGUCUACUUUGCCAGGCUGCACUUGGGGUGAUUUCAGCCCGAGCAUUGAGCACCAAGCAUUCUAUUCUCGCCCUAAUGAGACACAGUUUCUCCUGCCUGAACUGGCAAAGGUACAGCCAGUGGCUAUAGACACCAAUCAAUGUGUACUUUUUCCAGAAGAACAAGCCUACUAUUCUCAUAGCGGAGCUUCUUCUAGGAAAAUGUAAUAGAAGUUUUGUCGGCACAAAUCGAGAAUAUGCUUUACGGUCGCAGUAAGUGAGAUGGCUGAGUAGAUUCAGUGAGAGACUUGACAA
This is a messenger RNA of Xylona heveae TC161, 816 nucleotides long. RefSeq lists its product as hypothetical. The record is from RefSeq and is a predicted model, not a curated record. Bases 256 to 729 code for a protein of 157 amino acids. The transcript is spliced from 3 exons. NCBI's taxonomy places the organism in Eukaryota, Fungi, Ascomycota, Xylonomycetes, Xylonales, Xylonaceae.